Molecule: messenger RNA, 821 nt
Organism: Meloidogyne enterolobii
Lineage: Eukaryota; Metazoa; Nematoda; Chromadorea; Rhabditida; Meloidogynidae
Source: the annotation of a GenBank genome assembly
UUUAAACAUUAAUUAUUUAUAUUUUAUUAAUUUUCAGAUGUCUUCAAAAUCUGAAGAGGUUAAAAAAUUGGAGCCAAUUUUCACCACAAAUCCAGCUGAAUUGAAAGGAGAGAUUAUUAAUGUUAGCUUAAAGAAAUAUCUGACAUUAGGCAUUGUUUGCGAUUGGAAUAGAACUUGUGCACGAGAGUUUGUCCAAGUCGAAAGGGUUAUUCUUGAAAGUCCUGCACAUGUUAGUGGUGUCUUACCCGGAGAUAUUAUUGUUUAUAUCAAUCAGAAGUGUAUUCUCGGCACAACGGGCGAAGAUGUUGAUAAAAUUUUGACUUCGUUUUCUGUUGGUGAUGUUGUCAAUUUUCAAUUUUGUCGUGGGUAUGCAUUCCAAGAAUCAAUAGGCAAUCGAUCGGACGCUGAAGUAUUUAUUGCUAAUAUUUGCGAGCUUGUUAAAAUGUUGACUCUAAAUUUGGACAUUGAUAGUUUAACAGAACGAGCUGUUGUGUCUGGACUCGCACUUAUGACUAAACAUGUUUGUGUAGAAGAAAAAAUUAAAAUGGGGGAAACUGGAAUAAUUGAGAUAAUUACAAAAUUAGUUGACGAUAAAUUCAUGGUGGAUGGUUGGUAUGAAAUUAUGGAAGUUGGAUGGUCAUUUUUGUUCUCUAUUAUUGGUAAAUACAAAUAUUUUUUCAUUUUUAUGGUUUAAAGUAGAGACCGGCGAAAUGUGUUUGCGGGAUCCUGUAUGCAUUAUUUUUUCAAAAAAUUUAGCGGGCCGGAUUUUGCGGGAUAAAUCAAGCAAAAUCACGCAUUAUAAAUUUGCGGGAUCCUGCGCG